Messenger RNA from Eufriesea mexicana, 1841 nucleotides. RefSeq names its product protein decapentaplegic. The transcript is spliced from 4 exons. NCBI's taxonomy places the organism in Eukaryota, Metazoa, Arthropoda, Insecta, Hymenoptera, Apidae. Bases 388 to 1560 code for a protein of 390 amino acids. The record is from RefSeq and is a predicted model, not a curated record. Gene Ontology annotation, cellular component: extracellular region. Gene Ontology annotation, molecular function: cytokine activity; growth factor activity.
UCGAGUUAAGUUCAAUAGUAAUGUGUGCUGUUCAAAACAUUCUCUAUUUGUAUAAAUAAUUACAGUGUUAAAAAUAUUAAUUAUUAUAUUUGUGUUCUUUUGCGAUCUACUUAGAAAAUUAAAAAAAUUUUUGCAUUUUUUCUCUCUAUCUAUUAUCUAUUCGUCUCAGUUCAUCUUUCUCUUUGGUGAGUACACGAGUGCGAAAAUAUCAGACAGCGCAACGGAGUUCCAACAUCGAUGUAUCGAUACUAAAGACUCUCGGGGGCGAGGUUUUGAGACAAUAGUUUCUGAGUGAGGUUACAUGGACUCAUUGAAAUGUCGUGGCUCCUCAAACGACGGACUUACGAUUAGCUCAGGGAGGCAACAUCCGUGAGCAACGACAUCACAAUGCGUAUGUUGCUGCCACUGAGGUUGGUUUUCGUCGCAGCAGGUUUGCUGCUGGCAACUACCAAAGCAAAUGUCCACUUGCACCUACAUUCUGAUACUGCCAAACAUUUUGCCAUUGGUGAACGUGAACAAGCAAUUGCUGGAAUUGAAGCUAGCCUUUUGUCUCUCCUUGGUUUUGCUAAAAGGCCAAAACCACAAGGUUUAGCUUAUGUUCCAGAAUCAUUAAAAAAGCUUUAUAUCAAACAAAAUACAAUUGGCAUGGCUGAUAUUGCUAAACCAGGAAUUCAUGCCAGAUCUGCUAAUACAGUGCGUUCCUUUUCUCAUGUUGAGAGUGAAUUGGAUCAUAAAUUUCGAUCUCCAAAUCGCUUUCGCCUUUCUUUUGACUUAAGUAGUAUACCUUCAGGAGAGAAAUUACAAGCUGCAGAAUUAAGUCUUUCUCGUGUACCUAUUUUAAAUCAAGAUGAUUCCAACCCAAAGCUGGGUAGAAUACUUAUAUAUGAUAUUUUACGUCCUGGUGCAAAAGGACAUAGUGCUCCACUAUUACGUUUAAUUGACAGUAAACCAAUAAACACUAGGAAAAAUGGCACAGUUAGCCUAGAUGUUCAUCCUGCUGUGGAAAGAUGGAUAAAGGAUCCUAAAAAUAAUCAUGGACUUUUGGUGCAUGUACGUGGAAUUAAACAGGAGCAUGUACGUUUAAAAAGAAACAUAAAUGAAAGAAAUGAUACAUGGGUUGUUACUCGCCCAAUGUUAUUUACUUAUACAGAUGAUGGCAGGUAUAAGAUGUCUUCCGCAAGUCAAAUAAUGGAUCGACGAGCUAGAAGAGCAGCACUCCGAAAAAAUCGUCGGAAAGACGGACGUGAGAAUUGUAGGCGACAUCCACUUUAUGUUGAUUUUGCUGAUGUUGGUUGGAAUGAUUGGAUUGUCGCUCCACCUGGUUAUGAUGCUUUUUAUUGUCAUGGUGAUUGUCCAUUCCCACUAGCAGAUCACUUAAAUUCUACCAAUCAUGCAAUUGUCCAAAAUUUGGUUUACUCGACAAAACCAAGUAUGGUGCCAAAAGCGUGUUGUGUACCUACUGCUCUUAGUUCAAUAUCCAUGCUCUAUCUUGAUGAAGAAAAUAAAGUAGUUUUGAAAAAUUAUCAGGACAUGGCUGUCCUUGGAUGCGGGUGUCGUUGACUAUUUGCCAAUUGGUUCAGUAAACUGUUUUAACAGUGGUGAAUGUAUGUGCAAUAAAAAUGAGAAUAAUUUAAAAGCCAUUGAAAAAUGAGGGAAUGAAGAACUAAAAUUGUGUUAGAUUGAUUGGAUAGUAAAUAAUGCCAUAUUUGGAGGGUACAUUGAGUUUAUUAAAUUUUUAUACAAUUAAGGCACAUUUUAAGGGUUUCACAUUUAUUGUAUAUGGAAAUUUCAAUCAAUUGAUUAGUUGUUAGAAAUUCAGAUAAUCCUAACAGCCUAACUCG